UUUGGCAACGUUCACACUCACUCGGACUUGAAGAACGUCGUCUGUGUUCUGCCUCGUGUGAGAAAACUGGAAAAGACUAUCUCUGUGUGUUGCUUCAGUUAAUGGAUUUUUUUCCUCAACAAGAAACAAAUUGUGUCUGUAUACAUGAGUUGCGUGCGAGUAAAGCAAUAACUUAGACUCCAAUCUUCAGCGCUAGAUGGCGGACGGAUGUUUUUAAAUUGUGGAUGGAUGUUUUGACGUUUUACAACUUCAAUUUACGCCAUAAUACGGUAUAUUACGAAGUAAUACGGCCAUACGUUUUAUUUUGUUCCAAUUAAUUUGUAUUUCUAUUUAUGAACGGUUUUCGGUAGGGACUUGUAAGAUUCAGUGUUGACAAUAAUGGCUGCCAGUGUUUCUUCAAGACAAAAACGCAGACGCAUUCAGCAAAUAUUGGUUAACGGAAGUGCGUUUUACCAGGAAGAUGCCGAGCAAUAUUCCUCUGCUAACCAAAGUGUGACUGGUGCCAGUGAAUCAAACAGUGAUCAAAGUGAUAUAUUACAUAACAACUCAUUACAAGAUUAUUGCAUUGCAGAAGUUGUCGACAGUGACAUGAAUCAUAGUGAUACAGAACCUGACAGUGACAGCGAUGAUGAAAUUUAUGUAGACUGUGAAGAAGAAACUGAAACGUGUUAUGAAGUGGAGGAAGAUGACACAUUUUUCGACUGUGAGGAACACAAUAUUAACACAUGUGAGUUUCGUGAAAGUCUUGCCUCUUGGGCUGUUCAGUGCCAGAUUCCGCAAUCGCAUGUAGACAAAUUACUUGUGCUCCUGAAAUCAUUCUCAGACUUUGACACAUCCAACCUUCCUAAAAGUUGUCGAACACUUCUGAAAACUAUUCGUCGCACUGCAACAAAAGUAGUUGGCCCAGGACACUACUAUCACUGUGGUGUUGAAAAAGGAAUCCUGUCAACUCUUCAAAGAAUGCAAGUGAAACGCAUUCCUUCUAAACGUAUCAAAUUGCUGAUAAAUGUUGACGGUGUGCCCAUAGCUAAAAGUUCCGGUAGCCAAUUUUGGCCGAUUCUGGGUAGACUUAGUGGCUUUCCACAUUCCAAACCUUUCUUGAUAGGUAUCUAUCAUGGGCCUUCCAAGCCAUCUGAUGCAAAUGUUUUCCUUGCUGAUUUCACAACAGAAAUAUUAGAUUUGCUUGAAAAAGGCAUAUUGUAUAACGGUGAGGUACUGACACUCGUUAUAUUUGGAUUUGUUUGCGAUGCGCCGGCAAGGGCUUUCAUUGCUUACACAAAAACACACAGCGGUUAUUUCAGUUGCUCAAAGUGUACAGAGGAAGGGGAUUUUGAAGGUAGAAUCGUAUUUUUGAACGAGAAAGCCCCAUUGCGUACCGAUGCAACUUUUCGAAGUCAACGACAAGACGAGCAUCACACAGGUCGGUCAAUUUUAGAGCAGUUGCCAAUUGAUAUGGUGGCCACCUUUCCCCUAGAUUACAUGCACCUUUGCUGUUUGGGGGUCAUGCGUAAAUUGUUGUGGCAAUGGAUAAAAGGUCCUCUUUCGUGUAGAUUAAGCCAAACUCAGAAAAACACAAUCUCGAGCUUUUUAAUUUUUUUGGCAAGUUACAUUCCUUCAGAAUUCAGUCGUAAAUCGCGGUCGUUAGCAGAAUUAGCAAGGUGGAAAGCCACCGAACUAAGAGAAUUUUUAUUGUAUACUGGUCCGAUUGUAUUGAAAAAUGUGCUACCAAAACGCCUUUACGAACAUUUCCUUCUUUUUCAUGUUGCAGUCAAACUUUUGGUAGCACAACAUUUCUGCAAAGAGUUUAACGACUACGCCAAACAGUUGCUUGUGUUGUUCGUGACGGAGGCAAAAGAAAUUUACGGCAAAGAAUUUCUCAGCUACAACGUUCAUAAUUUAAUUCACUUGGCAGACGAUGUACGUCACUUUGGCAAUCUUGAUUCUUUCAGCGCUUUUGCUUUCGAAAACUAUCUGCAGGACAUUAAACAUCUUUUGCGAAAACAUAAUCAACCCUUAGCCCAAGUUAUCCGAAGACUUGAUGAGAUCCAGUUAAAUCUAGUACCACGGAUAAAUUGUGCUGUCUCACCUUUCGUAUUGAAAAAGAAACACACUCAAGGGCCGAUGAUAAAUGGCUGUCGUGGCGUUCAGUUCAAGUUUCUCCAAUGUCACUCAUGGACUUUUCGUACAGAUAACGAUGCAGAUUGUUGCGCAAUUCUUCAGGACCAAACGAUUGUAAAAUUGCCAAUUUAUUGA
Messenger RNA from Daphnia magna, 2253 nucleotides. RefSeq lists its product as uncharacterized. The transcript has 2 exons. NCBI's taxonomy places the organism in Eukaryota, Metazoa, Arthropoda, Branchiopoda, Diplostraca, Daphniidae. The record is from RefSeq and is a predicted model, not a curated record. Bases 379 to 2253 code for a protein of 624 amino acids.